AUUCAGUUUAGUUCGGCGCGCAUCCGUACUCGCGAUGUGCGACGCGCGAACUCGUAAACCAGCACCUGCCAUACGAGAGAAGCUCGCCAUCUACGAAAAUGCUCUGGCAGUGGGCACGAUAAACGAGUGCGGCGUGGGCGCUGGUCCCACGCUGGUCUCCGAGCUAGGGCUGACAGCCGUGGCGAUGGUACAAGAGGGCGAGGGCGCGGCCGACGGCCUCAUCGCCCCGCGCCGGCUUCCCAACCCUUGCGUCGAGAACCCGCUACGCAUGGACCUGCAUAGAGAACUUAUGUUCAAUCAAAAAGUAGGCAAAAAUGUUCUCAAUCAAAAGAGCGAGCUUCAAAAGGCGCUUUCAAAGCACAAAGAGAAGCAGCUCAUGAACCAAAUAAAGGAGCACAGAGAAACGCCAGAACUAGAAAGGGCGAUCGCAGAACGUGCUAGGCGGCUCGAACAGGCGGAACAAAACACGGAAGAAAUCGAAUCCGGCACGAACCCUACACUACAAGAAGUGCGCGCGCGUUUACGACACGCGGCGCCAACGCCAUCUCCCGCCGCCUCCGCGCAUUAAAAUUAACGAUUUUGUUUCAAAUCAAUAACGGCCAAAAUAAGAAUCAAUCUAUAGUUAUGUAAUCUCUCGAUAACUUAGUAACAUUGUUAUUUGUUACAGAAGACCAUAACAAUUUGACAAAUAACAGCGUUGCUAAGUAACUUAUCAACAGAUUACAGAUUGCUUAUUUAAUUUCGGCCGUAAGCCUAGCAUAACAUUACCCUAGGAUAAGAUCACAUUAACACCUUGCUAAAAUUGUUACAUACGAAAAUCAUGGAUGUGACAUCAAAUACAAGCGAAUAAAAUCGGCGUGUCGGUCAAUCUGAUGGGACAAUAAAUUAUUGUCCUGAUAGUAAUUGUUUCGUUUGUCCCUCAUGUGACAAUGGUGGUCGCAAGGUGGUGGCAAUUUGUAACCAUCAUUGUUGCUCGGUUGCUAAAAAUAAGCAGUAACCCAUUGUUUUACUUUAACUUGAAAGUCGCUAUUUGAUCUUAUACCAUUUCGUUUUAAAUCAUUCAAUGAAUUCGACCAGCUGAAAACAGUAUUAUUCUAUUGAUUGCAGUCUUAGCGCCAUCUGUUAUCGCGUGGACAAACUUCAAACGAAAUUUUAAAAAAUAGCAACACUCCAUGCAUUAAAACCGUUAAAACAGCCAUCAAAGAAAAUUUUGAAACUGAACAUUUUGUUGGUUUUAGUUUCUUUGAUGAUAUAUUUAUGGAAUGGAAGCGGGUGUGCGUUGAUGUAGAUUGUAGGGAUAUGCUUAGGUUGCAAAAGAGUAAUUUUUUGAUUACGUAUUAUUUAUGUUUAGGUAGUUAGCCGGGUAGGAGGUUGGUUUUUAUUGUUUGUCAUCGAAACUAAGUCACUAAAAGUGUCACAAAAAUGUUUAGUUUAAUUUGUGUAUAAUAAAUUAGGAAUGGUACUAAUCAUUUGUAACUAUUGGAUUGUUUACGUUUUUAAAUGUGUUUAAAAUAUGUAGCAGCUUCAGAAUGAAAGUGACCUUUUAAAAUUUGCAGCGGCAGUGUAUCUACUCUUUUGUUUCUAUCUACUAUAUUAAUUUCGAUUGGCUCAAUUAUUAUUGAAAAUUUUAAUAAGGUCAUUUCCAUUCUUAAGAUAAUGUUGCUUUAAAAGUAAGUAGGUAGAUAGAUUGACGUAUUAUUAUCAAUUUGUUUAAAUGUAUUUUGAUGUAUUAUGUUCUUGAAAUAAACCAUUGACUGAGGAAUCGACUGCUUGAGCUGAAACAAUAAGGGUAUCGUCGUCUUCAACAAGAGAAAUAAAUAUUUUUCUAAACUUUUUAAUGUCACACUUAAAAAUCAUCAUUAAACUCAUUUGUAGGCGUUUACUAUUCUUGCUAAGCACCUUAUUAAUUCUGUAGGUCUUUCACUAAAUAUAGGUCAUCAUCAUUCAUUUUAGCAACUAUUUUAUAACAAUAAUUACUUAUAGCAAGUAGUUAGAUGUUGGGAAUUACAUUAUGUCUUAGGUAUAGAGGUUAAAUUAAAAAUAUCAUAUUUAUAACAAAAAGGUAGGAGUUGUAUUAUAAGUAUUUAGUAACAAAAUAUUACUUCUACAUGCAAAUAUAUUCCCAUACCAUUUUUAAUGUUACUACUCUCCCGGAUUUAUUGAAUAGUUGUCCAGUUUGAUGAUUUGAUAUCGAAGUGUUCAUGAAAGUGAUAGAAAUGAAAACAUAUUUUUGUAUUUUUAUGUAAAACCUAUAGAGCCUAUUUCUCUAAUAUUUCUAAAUAGCGUGUAGUCAUUCCCAUGAAAAAGCAAUAAUAUUUUUAUAACAGAAGCUGUAGUCAAAAUAUACCUCAUACCAAAAAUUGACGUAAGACAUCGGCCUAAAUUAAGUACAUACAUUAUAUUAAUUUAUACUUGAUAUUUAGUAUAGAGUUGAAGUAAUAGUGUUGUUCCGGCUUAAGAUAUUUAAUUAUGUUAUAUAACAACACUAUUACUUCUUUCUGCACACCUCAAACUUAGUAAUCUCUCAAAAGUUUGAUAGUUUAAGAAAUGAUUUAAAAUUAAUCGAUAUUUACUUGAUAUUUACGUUUGAGUAAUUUUUAUUUUAAAUUGCGAAAAAAUUUUGGCUGCAGCGUCUGUAUGUUUAAUGAUAUCGUAAUAUGUACGUACCUAUAUAUAUAAUUAGAGAAUCUCUAAGACCACUAAAAUAAUAGUCUAAAGCAUAAUUUAAGACAAUUUCUUCUUUGUAGUCUGUAAACUCUUAUUGAUUGUAAGGUGAACUCAUCAAUCCUCAUUACAAAUAUGUAUGUAUAAAAACCAACUUACAUUUUUUUAAAUUUCUGUACAUCUGACUGUUUAUUUUGUCUCUUUCCAAUCGGUAAAAUUUCUGUAAAAAAAGGUCAAUUUGAUUUAUUUAUAGGGCUGGGCCAAAUUUUCUACAAACGAUCAGUUUUAAUACCUAUUAAUUCCGACAUAAGAAAGUUUAGCUAAGGGCUAGCCCAACGAUCUUUAUGUAUUGACGACGCACUAGACGAGUUAUUCCGAACAAAAAAAUUUGCGGGUUUGCGUUUUUGCUUAGAACUUCAGUUUAGGGUCAUACUUGUAUUGGCAGCUUCAGAGAAUGCGAUGUUUGUUUGAAAUAGCCCUUCUAUUGGUAUAAUUUAACUCAAUGGGCUAACCAGUUAAGUCGCCUGUAAACGAUAAUACAUUUUCGUUAAACUGUAUUCGGUCACUAGGCCAGCCAAAAUUUUCGACGAACAUGUAAUUUGUGCGAUAAACAUAAAUCAAGCUGCAAAGUAACAAAAUAAUAUAAUCAUUUAGUUAUUACUUUUAGACAAACAAUAAAUAGUUUGAUUUUUUUACUUAAUGAAAAUAAACAUUAAAGUACUAUUUUCUCUCCAUUGUGCCUAUUUAUUAUAGAUGUUGUUGAGUACUUUCAGAGUAUUAGUUAGACCUAAAAGUAGAAUUAUAUUUUGUAGGAUGAUGAUUCUCACUGGAACAAAACUUUCAAAAACUUAUUCCACUUGUUAUCCUUUCACUCCCUUGUCUUUAUUACUUUGUUUUUUCAAAGUUAACUUUUGUUUGUUAUAUUUAGAUGACUUAGUACAAAGUGGCAUCGUCAUGAUGUGAAGAAUUCGCUUGAAAGCUGUGUGUCGUGGCCAUUUUUUUUUUUUGAUAAUAAUGUAACUAAACUAGCUGUUAAGGGAUUUAAUUCUUCGUAAAGUUUACAAUGAAAAUGUAUCAAAGUUUGGUAAUAAACAUAGACCAAUAAAAGUGUUUUAGCAUA
Maniola jurtina (meadow brown) is the source of this 3784-nucleotide messenger RNA. Its product is annotated as protein FAM107B. Lineage: Eukaryota; Metazoa; Arthropoda; Insecta; Lepidoptera; Nymphalidae. The transcript has 4 exons. The record is from RefSeq and is a predicted model, not a curated record. The coding region runs from base 35 to 568 and encodes 177 amino acids.